UUAGAAAGAGAGAGAGAGAGAGAGAGAGAGAGAGAGAGAGAGAGAGAGAGAGAGAGAGUCCACUGAAAGAAUCAAGCAGAGGAAUAGAAAGGAGAGUAGGGGGAAGGGGGGGAAGAAGAAAGAAAAGGAAGAGAAUAAGAAAGCCAAAGGAAAGUAUUAAUAAAUGGCUACAGAGGAGACUGCAGGAGGAGCCCGAAAAGCUACCAAAAGCAAACUCUUUGAGUUCCUAGUCCAUGGUGUGCGUCCGGGAAUGCCCUCUGGAGCCCGAAUGCCCCACCAAGGGGCCCCCAUGGGCCCUCCAGGACCACCAUAUGGGGGGAGUCCCUCUGUUCGCCCCGGGAUGCCAAACACAGUCAUGGAGCCCACAAGAAAGCGUCCGGCCUCCUCCCAGCAGGUUCAACAACAGCAGGCAGCACAGAACCGAGCCAGAAACGCCAAGAGGAGGAAAAUGGCAGACAAGAUUCUCCCUCAGAGGAUUCCAGGGGAUCACAGAAGGAACAGGGUGUUUUGCAAGAUCCGUGAGUUGGUUCCAGAGUCCCAGGCCUACAUGGACCUCCUGGCUUUCGAGCGAAAACUGGACCAAACUAUUAUGAGGAAACGGGUGGACAUCCAGGAGGCCCUGAAGAGGCCAAUGAAGCAAAAGCGUAAGCUGAGGCUGUACAUCUCCAAUACUUUUAACCCUGCAAAACCAGACGCUGACGAUUCUGAUGGCAGCAUUGCUUCCUGGGAACUACGAGUGGAGGGGAAACUACUGGAUGAUCCUAGCAAACUGAAGAGGAAGUUCUCCUCAUUCUUCAAGAGCCUGGUGAUUGAGCUGGACAAGGACUUGUACGGGCCUGACAACCACCUGGUGGAGUGGCACAGAACCCCAACCACCCAGGAGACUGAUGGCUUCCAGGUGAAGCGGCCCGGUGAUGUCAGCGUACGCUGCACUCUGCUGCUGAUGCUAGACUACCAGCCCCCCCAGUUCAAGCUUGACCCGAGGCUGGCCCGGUUACUGGGGAUCCACACCCAGACACGCUCCACUAUCAUCCAGGCACUGUGGCAGUAUGUCAAAACCAACAAGCUGCAGGACUCCCACGAGAAGGAGUACAUCAACUGUGACAAGUACUUCCAGCAGAUCUUUGAUUGCCCGAGGCUGAAGUUCUCUGAGAUCCCCCAGCGGCUCACUAACCUGCUGCUGCCCCCUGACCCCAUCGUCAUCAACCAUGUCAUCAGCGUGGACCCGAACGACCAGAAAAAGACGGCUUGCUAUGACAUCGAUGUGGAGGUGGAGGACCCUCUGAAAGGCCAGAUGAGCAGCUUCCUGCUCUCCACAGCCAAUCAGCAGGAGAUUGCAUCACUGGACAACAAGAUUCACGAGACAAUCGAGUCCAUCAACCAGCUGAAGAUUCAGAGAGACUUCAUGCUGAGUUUCUCCAAGGACCCCAAAGGGUACAUCCAGGACUGGCUCAAAUCCCAGAGCCGGGACCUCAAGGUGAUGACAGACGUAGUGGGGAACCCAGAAGAGGAGAGGAGAGCAGAGUUCUACCAGCAGCCCUGGUCUCAGGAGGCAGUCAACCGAUACUUCUACUGCAAGAUUCAACAGCGCAGACAGGAGCUGGAACAAGCACUGGCCGUGCGCAACACCUAAACCCUUCCUCGCGGAAACAGCAGAACUCCAGUGCUGCAGCAGCACACCCCCGCUUGCCAUCGUCUUCUCACAGUGUUGUGACUUGCCUUGUUUGUCGUCAUGGUAACCCUCUGUUCUGUGUCCUCGGAGCGGGCACUGCUGCUCUGGAUAUCACUGGGAUCUUCUUCGGUGUCAUUGCUCGACCACACAGUUAGAAUGUACUUUCCUUUUUAAAAACAGCUAGUCAUAUGGACAAAAAGAAUACAUACUGUAUGAUACACUCACUGAUUCUAACGCAUGGAACCAUGUGUGCAGGUCUAAGAAAAGGAUCCCUUAAUACUGGCCCCAUUCCCAACUCUUCCUGGAAUGCCUGUUGUAACUUCUCAGUAAAUAAUCCCAUGUCCCACAGAUACUGACUCAAAACGUCCUAUAGCUGACCAAGCCUCUCCAUUACCACAUGAUGGAGCAUGUAUUUAGUUAUUGCAGAAAUCAGGCAUCAUGGAUAGCUGUAAAUCUCACCAAAUUGUUGCUAGUCCAUUUUUUUUCGCCUGUCCAGUGUAGCUAGAGCCAACUUGAGGGACCCGUGAACCCUGUGUGGUUAGGUCCUCCUAAUACCUCACAUUAGCGGAGUGAGUGCGUGGAUAUAUUUGUACUGAAUUAUAUAUAUACAUAACAUAGGUAUCAGUUUGAUCCACGUUGGAUUUUUCCACAGUAGAAUUUGUUUCCUUGUCUUGUGAUUCAUGACUUAAUUAAAAUGAUUGCCCCAUCUGACAAUUUCAGACUCACUGAAGGUCGCUACACACCAGACGCGAUGUGAUCAUUCAUGGGGUGACAAGAUACUUUUGCAGGAACAUGACCAUGCAAACCUGAGUGACACAGAUGCGAUGCCACAGAUUGAUAGCCUAUGUAUAUAUAUUUUUUUUUAAAUACAUAUUUUUAUAUGGGCUCAGUUUCACUCCAAAACAAAUAUAAAGCUAUUAGAAAUUGCUAUUGACAAGACUAUUUCAACAUAUCUUUCAUCUCUGUAUCUUAAUAAUUGCAAUGACCUUUGUCAUAAAGCUCUGGGUAUUUUUCCACAGCAAGUAUCAUUUAUUACUCUGUCAUUUUGAAUACUGCUUCACCCUGGUAGACACCGUGUAUUGAAGCAGUUCUGUGAUUGCUCCAUUCCCUAGUUGUCGCACAAAGAAAUCACAGAAAUGAGGGUUCAAUCCUAUUUAUUUCACAUCGCUCCAGUGAUAUCCCCACGUCACCUGUCAUGUCGCCUGGGGUGUGAAGGAUACUUAUCAAAAGUAUAGGUAGGUUCUAUUCAUUUUGUCACAUCGCGUCUGGUGUGUAGCGGCCUUUAGACACCCGUAUAAAAGUUUACUGAGGAAUUCCAAGAUACAAUAGAAGCAAAGUUAUAUACACAACCAUAUACAGGUAAUGUGAAUUCCAGUAGUUUUGCAGAAAUCCUGCUUGGGUAGCACUUCUUGGCCACAGGAUGGAGCUACCCACAUUCUGGCUUAUGAGCCUCCAUUUUACAUGGAGGACUGUGAAGGUGUGCUGGGGCCUUUUCAAAAAGCAUGAGCUCAUUGUUUAUUAAAGACUGUAUGGCCUAUUCAAUGUAUCUUAAUGGCAGUGCAUCUUAAUACCACCACUGGCCAGCUGCAUGUUAUUCUUUUUAGUUUAUUUCUGUCUGUAAAAGUAUUUUAAAAAGUCGUGAAGGUGUAUAUUUUAGGGAAUAGGGCCAACGGAUGUCCUUGAUGAGAGGCUUUGUCUGUUGUCCCAGAUACUGUAUCUUCAAAGGGCAGAUCAUCUUACAAGCUGGUGUUUUCCUGAACAGAGUACUUUAAUAUUCAUAUUGUGAAGGUCAGAAUAAGAGCCCAGGCUAACUAAGCAUUAAGAAAGUGACAAGUAAAAUGUAUGAUUAUUAAGUGAGUUUUAUAGACCAACAGGGACUAAAAAACAAGAGAUGAGUGCUAAACAGAUUUUUCAUAGCAAAAUUAUUUUGUUCAAUUUACCAUUGCAAACUUGUAUAAGGGUAUCAACAUGUUACAGCAGUAUCUUCCUAUCAUAAAAACGUCUUAAUAAAAUCACGUCACAGUAUUACAAGUGCAACAAGAUAACAGUGCUGUCUCAUAGCUAAUUCACAAAGCCACAAAGAAUCACAACAGACAAAACACUGUUGUGUGGUGGAUGGCAGCCAAAGUGAGGGCUCAAUGGGCCAUUUGAGCAUCACAGUUUCUGCUUAAUUAUUGGUUGUUGGGAAGGGAGGUAUAUUAGCGUGGCACUGUGCAGUAAAGCCCAUAGGUGAAGCAUGGUGCACUGAAUCCUGUACAAUAUAUAUUAUUAUUAUUAUUAUUAUUAUUAUUAUUAUUAGAUAGUUAGUACGCCUAGAUCUGAGCAGAAACCACAGGUAAGAAAUUAAAUAUUAGGAAAAUGUAGAUGAUUUCAUAAGGCAUGCUUAUAACCGCUUUACUCCAGGUGCACCCUCCUGGAGUAAAUAACGAAAACUGGAUUUACAGCUCUCAUUUGAAAUGUAAUUGAGACACCUUUGAUGUUUAGUUAGCGUUACUAAAUGACUGUUGAUUGUACAAGGGGUUUGGAUGCUUGAACUGAGGAGAAAGUAACAGUUAUUACAUUAGCGCCGAUCACUGGCACAGUUAACAGUCACGUUAUGUAUUGAUGAUAAAAACAGACAAGUUGAGUCAAAAUGAAUCAGUUGCCUUUACUUUGCCUUUAACUUUUAAACUCAUAUAGUGUGAAAGAAAGCAUCAUGUAGCACUGAAGGGAUUAGUGGGCCACUAUUGUUUUGCACUGUAAAUAUAUACAACAUGAAUCUCUGUAUAUGAAGGACACAGAGCAGUGAUGGCAAUACCUGGCUAAUGUCACUAGAUUUCCAAAGUAAUUCGACAUUUAAAGAAAGUAUUAGGUUGUUACUAAUAUGUUAUAUGUUGUAAAUGUUUUAGGAUUUGCUUUUUGUUUAGGUUUUUUUAUUUUUUAUUUUCUUUUGGGUGGAUUAUUGUUGCAUUAUUGUUGUGAGUCACUCGUUUGUGUAUUUUUUAUGUUAUUCCCACUGCCGGGUGAUGUAGAUGCUGAUAUUCUGUAAAAGAAAGCUUGAUAUCAGUUAUGCUUCUUGGAAAGGGACAGAGAUUUUGUGUUGAGGAUUAAUGAAAGUUUUUUCCUGAAGCCGUUCGUUCCAGAAAAGUAGGCUUGGUUCACAUGUACAUCUAAACAAACCAAAAAAUAGUAAUUCCACUGUAAUUUGGUCGAAUGUUGUCUUAUGAAUAUGGAGAGGGGCACAGCUGCAGAUGCUGAAGUGAUAGGCAAUGAUGGCCCUGUAUUGUUGCAGAAUUAGCCUGGGUGUACCCUUGGUGAUGUGGUUGUGGUUCACAUUCUCAUAUCACUUGGUGAUGUGGUCUCCACCCCCUAAAACAUUGAAGACAUUGAGAGAGACUUUCAGUUGAAAUGUUUCUUUUACUAUUUCUAAAUGUACCACUAUUGAGUGUUUUAUAGUUAUGGAUGACAAAGGAAAUCAAUCCCUCAUUUACCGAGGCAUUGCUAGUUCCUUUGACUUCCCUUUACCUUCCUUGUUAUCUUGUUGAUCUUUUUGAUCAACAAGAUGCUUUAAAGCCCAGUGGUUCAUACACAUUUAACCAAGAUGAAACACCUACUGGGGGCGGGUCUGGAAGGAGGUUUGGUGGCUGAGUUCAGACUGGAAUACAGAGUCUCCUGGUUUUCAAGCUGUUGUUCAAACUACAAGACUAACCACACUGCGGUGCUCCAGGAGUCUCAGUCAGUGGUCGGGUGGGUCAGUCAUGUAUAGCAGCACUCUGCCACGUGAAAAAAUCCACUUCUCCAUGAUGUUCUCCUGAUGGGAUUUUAUCACUUACAUGAGAAUUCUCCACCCACCUGGAGCCAUCACUCAUGGGACAUGGCAGGCUACUGGAAAGCUUACCGUUUAUCAGUAUUUGAGCAGGGGCAUUAUUCAGUGUCAAAAUUAAAAAAUAAAAAUAAAAACUUUUGUUUAUUGUAUUAAAGUUCUUGUUAAAGAAAGAAAGUUGGGAGUAAUUCUAACAUAAGAACGGAUGAGUGUCAGUAUGGCUUUUUUGCCUUAUCUAUGGAAGAAGACUUCAUGUUGUUACGUAAUGAAUUGACGAGUCAGUGUAGCAAAACUACAUAUAAUUCUGUUAUCUCUGAAACUGCUGCCCUUGACUUGGUAUGUUACUAUUGCUAUAGAAAAAUAGAAGUGCAUUGAACUUACGCUUCCAUGUCUUGUUAUCAACAUGUUUUAAGUAUUUGUUAAUCUUCAGAAAUAAAUACACUACACAAAUCUUAGAUAUUACUUUUUUACCAGUUUACCUUGGGCACAGUGCUAAAGAACAUAACGUUUGACAAGCGCCUAGUAAUUAUUUUCUAAGAAGGGCAUUUUGUGAACUGUCAGUUGACAAAAUUGAAAUUCUUCAAGCUGGAAAAGAUAUUGAUCCUCAUUCUGUAAAGCACAAUAAAGCAUGAUUCAGCUGAACUAGCCUGUCCCAUUUUGAUUGAUCUCAUCAGUGCCUUGCUUCUUUUUCGCUAUUGUCCCAAUAAAGCAAGCACAGCCUUGACUUCCACUCCUAAUUACUAACGUUUUACCUAGAUGGUGAAAUGGGAAGGCAGUAUUAAGAAUUCAGUGUUUAUCUGAAGUUCAGCCUGAGCAUAUCUUGAGCAAUGCCUCAUUUUAUUUGCAAGGGAAAGUUAAAAACAAUAAGCACUUAUAAAACUCAUCCUGAAGUAUUAAACAACAACAAUAAAAAAAAGGUUUUAGAAAUAUUAUUGGGGAAAUCAUGCCACUGGGCACAUCACCUACCACUAAAGCAGCACAAUGCUGGAACUAAAUUUUUGCCUUUUUUUAUUGAGUCUAGCCUUACCGCACUAAUGUGUAAGAGGGAGGUGCCUAGAUUGCUGCUGGUGCCUGAUCUAACUGUAGUCUGUUUCUUGUACACGUGUGUUUACAUUGCUUUCAUAGAAAAGGUUUACAGUAGAAUGUGAAAUUGUGUUCGAAACAGAAUGUCUAUGAAACUAAACUUUUAAAGACACACCCAAAACUGGUAAGGUGAGAUUGCACAACCUAAGCCUGACACAUGUACAUGUUUUUUCAAUUUUUCUUUUUUAAUUUAAUACAAUUUGUUUUUUUUUUAAAAGGGAAAUAUGGCAGCAUCAGGCAACACAAGCAGCUCAGAGGAAUGGACCAGAUUUUAUUUUGGGAAAUUAUGCUUUAACUGCCCUGUACUUAAAGGAGUAGAUUCUCAGUUAUUUACUCCAAAAUGUCAUUUGGGCAAUUUAAAAAGAUUAAAAAAUGACAACUUAAAGAAAAUGCCUGAUGUUUAGGUUGUUUAUUUCUGGGUUGGUGACUCAUUUUGGGUAUGUUUCUUACGAUGUGGAGUAAACGACUUUGAGAAUCUAGCCCAUCGUGUAUAUGUUAAAAAUGUUUAAACACAAGUUAAAAGGUUUAGACUUUACUUUUCUUAUCCAUCUUAUUGCUUUGCAAACCACAAGAUGGUAAACAGUACUUAGCAAACUGUUCUGCUGUGUAUUAGGGCCUAGAUUACAGAUGUGUUCAAGGCUGCCUGGACUGCAAGAUGGGACUCACUACAAAGAAAUGGGGGGUUUCAGUCUAGACGGGCACUGGCCUAUUUCUAAUCACUUGAUGUACUGAGGCUACUUCUGUUCAGUGCCUUGGGUCACUAAUCAUGAAAUCAGUCUAGUUUUGUAUUGAUCAGCCUCAAGCCACCAUGUUCCUCCCAACCAGGACCCCAUGAACACUUAUAGAAAGACAUAAUUAAGAGACUGUAAUUGUAGCUAAUAAAAAAAGAAAGCUUGGGUGAAAAGUGGUAUCUGUAGUGCUAGAUUCUACCAAAGCAUGUAAUGGUCCUGGAAGUUGUGAUCUUGAGUCCUUUGCAUGCAACCUUUCUCCUCUCCGAGGGAUGCAGAGGUCCUAGGCCAUAUAAUUUGGAGCUUGGUGGUCCUGAUGUUGAGUGCCAGCUCUGCCAUGUGCCAAUGUCUCCAACAUUUAUUUUCUAUUUCCCAUUUGAACAAUGCAGCUAAGUGAACCACCUUCUGAGUUUAUCACCUUGUGGCACUUGUAUCUGAGGCACAAGGUGGUUUAGUCAGCAGGCCAGUGGCUGAAUUGGGAUCUCAAACUGGAACCUCUAAGCUCCUGGUCCUCUUCUCUAACCUCUAGGCUAUUCAGCCCUACAAAUGUCCUGUUAUUUUGAGGUUCACUAUUACUAAUAACAAAAUAAAAGAAAAAAACUGCUACUACUAAACAGAUUUCCUUUGAGGUUCAGAAGAGUUUCCUCUUCUAUACGAAAUGUAUUGGUGGUCCAUAACUAAUCGUGUCCUGCUGGCUGUAAAAAUAAAACAUUUCUAGACAUA
Acipenser ruthenus (sterlet) is the source of this 8008-nucleotide messenger RNA. RefSeq names its product SWI/SNF-related matrix-associated actin-dependent regulator of chromatin subfamily D member 3-like. The coding region runs from base 164 to 1633 and encodes 489 amino acids. Gene Ontology annotation, cellular component: nucleus; SWI/SNF complex. Gene Ontology annotation, biological process: regulation of transcription by RNA polymerase II. Lineage: Eukaryota; Metazoa; Chordata; Actinopteri; Acipenseriformes; Acipenseridae. The record is from RefSeq and is a predicted model, not a curated record. The transcript is spliced from 14 exons.